AUGCGAUCUUUCUUCAACCAUUUUAGCAUUGACAGUGAACAAACAGUUACUGGAAGACUUAAUGAAGAUCUAAUUCUCCCUUGCUUGUUUGAGAGUGGGCCUGAAGUUGCAAUUCACUGGAAGAUUCAAGGCCAAAACGUUCACAGCUACUACAAAGGCAGCAACAAAUUGGAAAGGCAAGAUCCCAAACAUGCAAACAGGACAUAGCUCUUCCAUAGUGAAAUUCACAAUGGGAAUGAUUCUCUGUCUCUCAUAAAAUUAAACCUUCAGGAUGAUGGCAGUUACAUCUGGUGUACGGGAACAGAAUCUGGAAAAACCACAAACAAAAUAGUGCUAAAGAUGGGAGCUUUCCUCAUGCCUAUGAUGAAGUAUGAAACGAGGAAUACAAGCACCUUCCUAACAUGCUGUGUGUUAAUGAUUUAUCCUCAUCCAACGAUCACAUGGCAAGCAGGCAAUACAGCUGUCUCUGAAAGCACUAUGGAAGAGCUUGAGCCUUCGCCUCCCUUUUAUAUCAAAAGUACACUGAAUGUUACAUUUUCAAAUAAAUCUUAUGAAUGUAUCAUUGAAAAUUCACUGCUGAAGCAAACAUGGAGAGGGCAAUGGGUAAUGAAAGAGCACCUUCAUAAAGUGCAAAGUGAAGACAUUUCACUCUCAUGUCAACUUGCCAACAAUUUUUCUCUACCAAAUCAAGACUUCAUUGUUACUUGGUCCAGAAUGAAAAGUGGGACUUCCUCGGUUCUGGCUUACUUUCUAAGCUCUUCACAAAACACGGUUAUCAGUGAAUCCCAAUUCUCAUGGAACAAAGAGCUGAUCAACCAAAGUCACUUCUCUUGGACUUUGACAGAUCUUUCUCUUUCAGACAAUGGGGAAUAUUUAUGCAAUAUUUCUUCAAGCAAAUAUACUUUACUCAUGGUGCACACACUGCAUGUAGAAAGUUAUAAUCCUAUUUCUCCUGAUGAACAUUCUGGUAAUGCAAAAGAAAACAUGCUUCUUUCAGAUGCCCGGUCAGUGAAGGAAAUGGAGACAGAAGUAUGA
This is a messenger RNA of Trichechus manatus latirostris (Florida manatee), 1035 nucleotides long. It is a transcript of the gene HHLA2, whose product is annotated as HHLA2 member of B7 family. Gene Ontology annotation, cellular component: external side of plasma membrane. Lineage: Eukaryota; Metazoa; Chordata; Mammalia; Sirenia; Trichechidae. The transcript is spliced from 6 exons. Gene Ontology annotation, molecular function: signaling receptor binding. Gene Ontology annotation, biological process: regulation of cytokine production; T cell receptor signaling pathway. The record is from RefSeq and is a predicted model, not a curated record.